Messenger RNA from Epinephelus lanceolatus (giant grouper), 1823 nucleotides. It is a transcript of the gene prr18, whose product is annotated as proline rich 18. The record is from RefSeq and is a predicted model, not a curated record. NCBI's taxonomy places the organism in Eukaryota, Metazoa, Chordata, Actinopteri, Perciformes, Serranidae.
UCAGGAAGUUAUUGGGAAUUAUGAAAUGACAUCACCACAGUUUUUCCUGGCUUUGUUUGGUGCUCCUCCUGACCACGCCUUCCUGCCGGCUCCAUCAUAAAGCAGCCAGGCUGUGUGUGUGCACCAGUUGAUCUCCGGUCAGUGCGGACAACAGGUGCACUGCAGCCUCCCUCCACCUCGCUGCUGGAUAAUGCUCGCUGAGCGCCGCUCGUCGCUUUGCGCAGGGCUUCCUCGUCUGCACUUUGGACAUUUGCACGUUUUUGUAUCCUGAUCCUGACCACUUCCAGCCACUAAAAUGCCUUUUCCGCCUAUCAGCCUCCACCAGCGUAUCUCCUCUCCCGGCAGGGAACUAUUCGGGAAAAAGAAAGCCAACGGAGUGCCUCCUCACACUGAGCUCACCAGCAAAUCCGGCAGAGAGAAAGGAGGGUCCGAUAAGGAGAAGACGUCCACUUCUUGGACAUCGGCGAAUUUACGGAAUUUAGGGCGAAAAGCCCAGCAGGACAAGAGUAAAAGCCCCUCUCAGAAGGCAAGUACCGACCAGGAGACGCAGGGAAAGUGCUCCUGGCUGUCGGUACCCAAACCUCAGGACUCAUCUGAAGGAGUCAGGCGCUCCAGCUCCAUGGACUCCGCCAGACACCUCCAGGGCAAAGAGGACGGGAAGAAGGAGAUUCAGUUUACCCUCAGUCUUACCCCUGAAGCCAUCCUUGUCAUCCAAAAACGAAAUCUAGAAAAGCAGAUGAUGGCAAAGCAACAGAAGUGCUGCGCCUCCGCGGACUUUCGACACAGGCGCGUUUUUCCAUCCAAAAAGGCGCACGGGGCGUCCAAAGGCUGCGCUCCUGUCGCCAAAGUGGAAAGCGCCGAGCAGGACAUCACCGCCAUUGUUAAGAUAUCUCUUUUGAAUGACCAAUACAAGUACGACGAUGUGGAGUACGAAGAGGAGGAUGGAGACGUGGAUGAGACUGUUGUGAGGAAAUGUAAAGAGUGGCUCAAAGGAGUGGAAAACGCCGCUGCUUUGGGAAAAGUCGACAAACUUUCUGCACUCCCGCACCUUAAAGGCUGCUGACACCUGACUGUUGAUAUUUUUUUUUUUUUCUUUAGACAGCAGACUGAACAGAUGAUGGACUCUGAAAUGUGUGCACCGAUGUUGGCAUGCUGCAAUGGCAUCUUAAAUUUGAGUCUUGUAAAUUAAAUGUUUGCAAAUGUGAAGGGAGGAAAUCCACUUCACAGAAUGUCAGUUUGUUUCCAAGUUAUUGCAUAAAAUAGAUGUCAUGUCACUUAAAAAAUACAAUUGUUUAAGAAAUUGAAAACAGAAAUGUCAUUGGAAUAAGAGGAAAUUUGGCCUCCACAAAAAUAAGAUUUGAAAGCGUAAUUGCAGCCUGUGGCUCAGCCAACAGUGCUUCUUAUGGUUCACAGAAACGUUGCUUUGCCUGCUCAAUGGUUUGUCAAAGUUUGAACUGAAUACCUUAAUAUUCUCCUUCUUUGCACAUGGUUUUUGUUUUCAGUGGGGCGCCUGUGGAUUGGCAGAGGGGUUUGCGUAAAGGGACGCGAAAGCCGCUCCUUUGUGUUUGAGAACAAUACACUAUCAACAACAGCGCUUUCUAUACGCCUGCUGCUGAAACCAAACUGGACUGUUGAUUUUUCCUCUAAUAAGAGGGUUAUAUCCGUUGUAGGGAUUUAUCAGCGAUGUACAGUAUUUAAUAUUUACUAAAUGUUUGUACUGUCAAACGUUUUCUCAGCUGAUUUUAUGCCAAUUGAAGUAAAAAAAAUGUUUUUUUUUAAAUUAUGCAAGUGUGACUGACCCUUUUAAAUCUCUCUAAAGCUGA